GUGACAAAUUUAAAUUUUCGACAUUCGUGAAACGUGAUUCGAUCAUCGAAAUCGAUAUAAUAUUUUUAUAAUAUUUUACAUUACCUAUUAUUUUACUAGUAUAAUAAUUUGAUUUUUAUACACGUUACUGUGUUAGGCAAUGCAAACAUGGCUUUACCUCCUUCUUUAAUGUGGGAGGAUUUAAAUUUGUCAAGUCCGAUACUUAAAACAAUCAAAGAAAAUUUCAAAUUUGAUCGGAUGACUCCAAUACAGGCCGAAUCAAUAAGGAAUUUUUUAGAGAAAAAGAAAGAUGUGGCUGCAGAAGCUGUUACAGGCAGUGGAAAAACUUUGGCAUUCUUGGUACCAAUGUUAGAAAUAAUUUUAAAACGUAAUGACCCUUUAAAAACACAUGAAAUUGGAGGUCUUAUAAUAUCUCCUACUCGAGAGUUAGCUACUCAAAUUAGUCAAGUAUUGGCUGAAUUUUUAACCAAUAUUGAAGGUAUUACACAAAUGUUAUCACUUGGAGGUAACUCUAUAGAAACUGAUGUUAAAGCAUUUAAUAAAAAUGGAGCAAAUAUAUUAGUUGCGACACCGGGUCGUUUAGAAGAUCUAUUAACACGAAAAAUACCAAAAUUCAAUAUUCAAAGAUCUUUAAAAUCAGUGGAAAUGUUAGUAUUAGAUGAAGCAGAUAAAUUAUUAGAAUUAGGUUUUGAAAAAUCAAUCAAUACUGUUUUACAUUAUUUACCUACCCAAAGGAGAACUGGGCUUUUUUCUGCUACACAAACAAAACAGGUUGCUAUGUUGGUGAAAGCAGGAUUGAGAAAUCCUAUUAUGGUUAUUGUUAAAGAGAAACAUUGCUUAAAUCCUAAAAGCAAUCAAAUAGAAUCUAUGUCUACACCAUUAACAUUAAAAAAUUAUUACACGAUUUGUGAAGCUGAUAAAAAGUUGGCCUAUUUAGUGCAGUUUUUGAAAACCAAUGGAUUAAACUUAAAAUACAUGUUGUUCUUAUCAACAUGUGCUUGUGUUGAGUAUUUUUCUAUAAUUCUUCAAAGUUUAAUCCCUAGUAUAAAAUUAUUCAGUAUACAUGGCAAAAUGAAUAACAAGCGAUACAAAGUAUUUCAAUUAUUUUGUGAAGCUGAAAAAGGAAUAUUGCUAUGUACAGAUGUAAUGGCUCGAGGCGUUGAUAUACCAGAAGUUAAUUGGGUAAUCCAAUAUGAUCCUCCUAGCAAUGCUUCUUCGUUUGUUCAUCGAGCUGGUAGAACAGCUCGAGUUGGUAAAAAUGGGUCUUCAUUAGUAAUGCUUAUGCCAAAUGAAGACGCCUAUAUACAUUUUAUUUUUUCUAAUCAAAAAGUGGUACUUGAACUUUUACCUCCAAUUAAAGUUGAAAAUGUUGAUCAAGUUGUUCAACGAGUUAGGAAACGCCAGCUAAAAGAUAGGACUGUUUUUGAUCGUGCCAAUAAAGCAUUUGUAUCAUAUGUCCAAGCUUAUUCGAAACAUGAAUGUUAUUUGCUACUACGUGUAAAAGAUUUGGAAUUUGGAAAACUUGCUACUGGGUUCGGUCUUUUAAGACUUCCAAAAAUGCCAGAGUUGAAAAAUAAAGUAAUUAGUGAUUUUGAGCCUGUUGAAAUUGAUUUCAACUCUAUUAAAUAUCAAAAUAAUGAAAGAGAAGAGUCACGACAAAAAAAAUUACUAAGUUAUAUAGAAACUGGUAUUUGGCCUGGUCAAACCAAACAUAAAAAAGGGAUGAAACCAACAGUUGCUUGGGCAGAUGCGAAACAAAAAAAAUUGGAAAGAAGAGAGAAACGUAAAAGAAAGAAAGAACUUCGUAAACAAAUGGAAUUAGAAGGAAAAGCUAGGACUAAAAAGAAGCGUGAACAAGUUUUUACUGUAGAUGAGCUUAAUGAUUUGGCAAAAGAUAUUGCGCUAAUGAAGAAAUUAAAAAAUAAAAAGAUAUCUAAAGAACAGUUUAACACGGAAUUUGGAGAAGUAUAACCUAAUAUAUAACUGUUGAAAUCAUGAUUAUUUUAUUGUUAAAUAAAAUGUUUAAAUAGUGUUUGUAUUAUAUUGUAAACAAUUUUUUUAAAUAAAAAA
Molecule: messenger RNA, 2070 nt
Organism: Adelges cooleyi (spruce gall adelgid)
Lineage: Eukaryota; Metazoa; Arthropoda; Insecta; Hemiptera; Adelgidae
Product: probable ATP-dependent RNA helicase DDX55 homolog
Exons: 11
Coding region: 148-1971 (607 amino acids)
Cellular component (GO): nucleolus
Molecular function (GO): RNA helicase activity; ATP binding; nucleic acid binding
Source: RefSeq, a predicted model, not a curated record